Nelumbo nucifera (sacred lotus) is the source of this 1059-nucleotide messenger RNA. Its product is annotated as S-adenosyl-L-methionine-dependent methyltransferases superfamily protein. The record is from RefSeq and is a predicted model, not a curated record. NCBI's taxonomy places the organism in Eukaryota, Viridiplantae, Streptophyta, Magnoliopsida, Proteales, Nelumbonaceae.
UCCCACGCUCCAACCAUUUAUCGUUAGGGUUUUAGCGCUCUGUUGUUUAAGAAUUUGGAUUUUGGAGGGGGUCACCGCUCGCGACAAGCCCCAAUCUUUCGAAGGAUGGAUGAGAUGGGGAAGCGAAGCCCGACGGAUAGAACGCAGAGAAGUGAAGUUGGUCCCUCAACCGCCCUGGCUUACCUCGACCCUCAGUACUGGGACCAGAGAUUCUCCUCUGAAGAGCACUACGAAUGGUUCAAGGACUAUUCUCAUUUCCGUCACCUCAUUCAGGAGCAUAUGAAUCCCAAGUCCUCUGUCUUGGAGAUUGGCUGUGGAAAUUCUCAUUUAUCUGAAGAGUUGUACAAAGACGGGAUCACUGAAAUAACCUGCAUUGAUCUCUCAGCAGUUGCCGUGGAGAAGAUGCAGAAACGAUUACUAUCAAAGGGAUAUAUAGAUAUCAAAGUACUUGAGGCGGAUAUGCUAGACCUGCCCUUUGGCAACAGCUGUUUUGACGUGGUUAUUGAGAAAGGAACCAUGGAUGUAUUGUUCGUGGACAGUGGUGACCCAUGGAAUCCUCGGCCUACAACAGUAUCGAAAGUACUGGCAAUGCUUGAAGGUGUUCACAGGGUUCUGAAACCUGAUGGUGUUUUUAUUUCAAUUUCUUUUGGUCAGCCACAUUUCAGGCGGCCAUUGUUUGAAUCUCCAGAAUUUACCUGGUCCAUUGAGUGGAAGACUUUUGGCGAUGGGUUUCACUAUUUCUUCUAUAUUUUGAGGAAGGGAAGGAGAUUAGGAGAUGCCAAAGGAUCUGGACAGAGGUCUGACAUACCAUCUAUUUAUUUGCUUCAAGAGGAGUUAGAGGGUGAAGAUUACAUCUUUCGAACAGAUGUUGAUGAGUUGGAUAAUUGAAGUUGAUUGUACUUUCUUUUUUGUUUUCUUUUAGUGUAAUGUGUGGCCACAUUGACCUUGCAUGUAAUGGAUUCAAUUUGCAAUUUAGAGAUCAGUAAAACAGGCAGAAUAUUAUUUAUGAAAAAAAAAUUGAAGAGUGGCUGAUAUAAAAGCUGUGCUAAGUUCCUUUGU